Melozone crissalis (California towhee) is the source of this 3043-nucleotide messenger RNA. It is a transcript of the gene SPTLC3, whose product is annotated as serine palmitoyltransferase long chain base subunit 3. The transcript is spliced from 14 exons. Gene Ontology annotation, cellular component: serine palmitoyltransferase complex. Bases 946 to 2610 code for a protein of 554 amino acids. The record is from RefSeq and is a predicted model, not a curated record. NCBI's taxonomy places the organism in Eukaryota, Metazoa, Chordata, Aves, Passeriformes, Passerellidae. Gene Ontology annotation, molecular function: pyridoxal phosphate binding; serine C-palmitoyltransferase activity. Gene Ontology annotation, biological process: sphingosine biosynthetic process; ceramide biosynthetic process.
CUCUGAAUAGGAUCAGGGUAGGAAUUUUAGUAGGCCUCUAGUGGUAUCUGUUUUGUGAGCCUUGGCUUUUAGUUCAUGGUUAACAGAUAUCCAAAUGGGCAGCUCUUCUCUGAGUUUAUUUUUUUAAUUGCUUAUUUAAAUGAGGUAUUUUUUAAAAUUCUAUUUGUUUGUUAUCUUAAAUAAUAUAGACAUUGAAAACUAAAAUUUCCAUAACACAUUUAACUUGCUAUUUUAUUCAUGUAAGGACCCUGGUAAUUUCAUGGGUCUUGAAACAGAUAAGUAUAGACCUAGAGCCUUUGCAUUAUCUGAACUGUUGUUUUAACUGGAGAUUCCACUUCCCUCAUGAGCUUAAUUGGGGAGGAAAAAAGACAGAUAUGAUAUGUUAAUUUUAUUGCUUUGUGCCUUGAAAGGUGCAGAGCCUGUUGGGAAGAGCAGCUGGCAGAGGGGCUGGCUGGGACAGGGGAAGCUGCUAAGGGGAGCAGCCCUACUCUGGUGAGUGUCCUUGUCUAUAUCACACCAGGGGGAAGAUGAUCAGUGGCUGACUGAGCAGAUGGCAUGUUUUACAGGAGUUUGGUUUGCUGUGACAAUCAAGGACACAAAUCCCAAAUGAAGAAAGCUCCUGGAUGGGAGAGGGUUGCCAAGUAUAAUGCUGUGUCUGUCAUGCUACUCAUAUAAGAAGAGAUUAAAAGAAAUUUUUUGAAGCGUUUCUCUGCUUUACUCAGGGCAGUACUACUGGUUUUCAGCUAAAAUACUCUUAAAAUGAUCCAUGUAAUUGUACAGAUUACACUGUUACAAUUUUCAAAACAUUUCGGCAGUUUCUGUGGAGUGACCUCGCUCUACACGGAGCGUAAGUCGGAGAAAAGAAACAAAGUUUCUCCCUUGGAGGUAUUUAAGAGAAAGACCCGAGACACCCUUAAGAACUGAGAAUCUGACUAAUUUAAACAGAUGGCUAAUCCCAGUGCUGUGUGCAAUGGACAUCUACAUCAUCACAAUCAUCAGAAACAGAAUAACCUCUUAAAAAGUGGAAUAUCCAAGAAAAAUGGAAUCACUAAAGGAAUGAAGAAGAAUGGAGUAUCAAACGGAACCCUCUACAAAAAAACAUUUAUUGAGCACUUUGAACAGGCACCAAUGUAUGUUGCAGUUUUUACUUUCGUGGGGUUUGCAGUGGGAACAAUAUUUGGCUACCUGCGAGAUUUUAUGAGAGCCUGGGGACUAGAAAAACGUAACAUUGCUACGGAGAGAGAACAACAAAAAGAUUUUGUGCCACUUUAUCAAGAUUUUGAGAACUUUUACACCAGGAACCUCUAUUUGAGAAUACGGGAUAACUGGAACCGUCCCAUUUGCAGUGUCCCUGGGCCACAGUUUGACCUCAUGGAACGUGUUACAGAUGAUUACAACUGGACAUUUAGGUUUACAGGAAGGACUAUCAAGAAUGUAAUCAAUAUGGGUUCUUAUAACUACCUCGGCUUUGCAGAAACAGAUGUUAAUGCUUUGAAAACUGUGACCAUAGAGUUAGAAAAAUAUGGGACAGGAGUCUGCAGUACCAGGCAAGAGAUGGGCACCCUAGACAAACAUGUAGAACUAGAGAAACUCGUGGCCAAGUUCCUUGGUGUGGAAGAUGCUAUGGUGUUUGGCAUGGGCUUUGCAACUAACUCAAUGAAUAUUCCAGCCCUUGUUGGAAAGGGCUGCCUCAUUCUCAGUGAUGAGUUGAACCACACUUCUCUCGUUCUCGGUGCGAGGCUUUCAGGUGCCACUAUUAGAAUCUUCAAGCAUAAUAAUAUGCAGAGCCUCGAGAAGCUGCUGAGAGAUGCAAUAAUAUAUGGACAGCCUCGCACCCACAGAGCAUGGAGAAAAAUUAUCAUCCUGGUGGAGGGCAUUUACAGCAUGGAAGGGUCCAUCGUGCGCCUGCCGGAGAUAGUCUCCCUGAAGAACAAAUACAAAGCAUACCUCUACUUGGAUGAAGCUCACAGCAUUGGUGCAGUGGGAGCAACGGGCCGAGGAGUUGUGGAAUACUUCGGGAUGAGUCCCAAUGACGUUGAUGUAUUAAUGGGAACGUUCACAAAGAGCUUUGGUGCAGCUGGAGGAUACAUAGCUGGCAAAAAGGACCUUGUGGACUUUUUACGAACUCAUUCUCAUAGUGCUGUGUACGCCACAUCCAUGUGUCCCCCCGUAGCAGAGCAAAUCAUCAGGGCAAUGAAAUGUCUCAUGGGACUGGACGGGACAACACAAGGGCUCCAAAGAGUGCGUCAGCUGGAGAAAAACACAAGGUACUUCAGACGAAAACUGCAUGAAAUGGGCUUCAUCAUUUAUGGCAAUGAUGAUUCUCCUGUUGUUCCCUUGCUCCUUUAUAUGCCUGGUAAGAUAGGGGCUUUUGCAAGACGCAUGUUAGAAAAGAACAUCGGGGUGGUCGUGGUUGGGUUUCCAGCUACUCCUAUCACAGAGUCCAGGGCUCGCUUUUGUGUGUCAGCUGCACAUACACGGGAGAUGUUGGACACGGUUUUGAAUGCUCUGGAUGAAUUGGGUGAUUUUCUACAUCUGAAAUAUUCCCGGUAUUCCAAGUCAGCUCAUCCUGAACUGUAUGAAGAAUCUAGGCUUGAACUUGAAGAUUAAGUUUUCCACCCAUGAAAAGAACAUUAUGAUGCUAUGAAAGGGCGGAAAACCUGAAAACGAAACAAUACAAAUGCAUUUCUUCCCUUCUAAGGACAAUUUUUAUUUCUCAGUUAAUUGAAAGGAGGGGAAGCUCAGGUGUUGCAUCACGUUGUAUCAAACUUCUGUAUUCAAGAGACUGAAAUAUUGAUACAGAUUUGCCUCCCCAGGAGAUCUGUCCUUCUUAAGGUAUUUUUGAUGCAGAAUGAAUGCAUCCAUUGAUCCAGUUGGUAACGUACAGCUUUUGGUAUGGCCCUUUUUUAUGAAGAGGCUUCAGAUAGUCUUAAUUGUGACUGAAAUAAUAAAGUUUAAAAAGUUAAUAGAUUCCAGUGUAAUAUAGCUGAGCUUCAUCAGUGAGACUGAUCUGUUAAAGAGCAUUAAUCAAGACGCUGGUGUG